Messenger RNA from Mycotypha africana, 240 nucleotides. RefSeq lists its product as uncharacterized. Gene Ontology annotation, cellular component: mediator complex. The transcript has a single exon. NCBI's taxonomy places the organism in Eukaryota, Fungi, Mucoromycota, Mucoromycetes, Mucorales, Mycotyphaceae. Gene Ontology annotation, molecular function: transcription coregulator activity. Gene Ontology annotation, biological process: regulation of transcription by RNA polymerase II. The record is from RefSeq and is a predicted model, not a curated record. The annotation marks the transcript as partial.
UUCCAAAAAUCUGACUUCUCCUUCUUAGAGAAUUUUGCGCAGAUUAUAGACAUGAUAGUUGGAGACAACAAUUCCGAUGCAGUAGGAAAGGCUGUUGCGCGAUUAGAGGAAAAAAUGGAGCACGCCAAACGUGUUCUCGAUUCACUGCCUGGGCUUCAGUAUGCCAAAGAGGAACAAGAAAUGAUAUUAAGUGAACAAUUAAAAGUGCUUGAAAAGAAGAAGGCUCAGUUAGAGGCUUAC